Messenger RNA from Trichoderma asperellum CBS 433.97, 1150 nucleotides. RefSeq lists its product as uncharacterized. The record is from RefSeq and is a predicted model, not a curated record. NCBI's taxonomy places the organism in Eukaryota, Fungi, Ascomycota, Sordariomycetes, Hypocreales, Hypocreaceae.
AAAAAAAAAAAAAAAAAAAUACUGCACAGGAACUCGAACAAUACAGAGCCUACAAAGAAAGCUAAAGUAUAAUAAGGGAAGAUGAGAGCGCAGUUGAACAGAAAGAUCUCCAUCAAAGGAACGCAACAAUCACGCGAAAAUGUCUUCUUCCACAUCUUUUGAGCCCAUGCCGGCAACGGCUGCGGCCACUAUUGCAUCGUACCACCUCACCGGGCCAGAUGUGCAAAUGCACAUGGCUCUGGAGACUCCCCAGGCAGAGCACCGCAUCAAGCUCGUCAACUUUUGGCGCAUCGCUCCAGGCAGCCGCGUCCUCGAAAUCGGAUGCGGACAGGGCACGACUACUGCGGUAUUGGCUGAAGCUGUUGGCCCUACCGGCCAUGUUGAUGCUGUGGACCCUGGACGUCCAGACUAUGGAUCCCCCUGGACGCUGGCGCAGGCGCAGGAACAUCUCUCUAAGAGCGCGGUAGGGGAUCGUAUCUCGUGGUACUUUGCCGAUCCGAUCGACUUCUUGGCAGAGAAUGCGGAUAAGUCGUGGGACUAUGUUGUCUUUGCCCACUGCAUCUGGUACUUUGAUUCCCCUGCCACGCUCAAGAAGAUGCUGGGCGCCCUGAAAGGGCGAGCCACGUCUCUUCUCGUUGCGGAAUACGCCCUCAAGGCGACGGAGAAGAACGCUUUGCCGCAUGUUCUCGCUUCAGUGGCACGAGCUACACUCGAAGCGCAUAAUAAGGGUAGCGAGGCUAAUAUCCGAUGCCUUUCUAGCCCUGGCGCCAUUACUGAUGCUGCCAAUGAAAAUGCCUGGACUCUUGAUGGGGAGACUUUCGUGGUGCCUGAAGCGGGACUCUUGGAUGGCCACUGGGAGACGGGAACAGUCAAAAGUCCAAACUUUUUGAAGGAGAUUGAAGAGAAAGUGGAAGAUCCAAAAGUCAGGGCGCUCUUGCGCUCGGCUCGAGAUGGCGUUCUUGGAGUUUUGGAGACGAUGGACGUGAAGAAGUCGUGGACAAUGGAUGUUUGGGCUGCCACGUUUCACUAGGUAGCGCCUUGGUUUGUGAAAGCAAAAUCGCAUGUAUUAUUCCGGCAUAUAUACAGCUCUAAUAUUUAUGGCUGUGAAUAUAAGAAUCUAAAAAAAUAUAUAUAUCUAUAUAUACUGCAC